AUGGACUCGUUUUCUCUGAAAAGCAAAACCGCUGUGCUCACAGGAGCAGCACGAGGGCUAGGCCUUGCCUUCGCCCAAGUUCUCGCGGAGGCGGGAGCAAACAUCGCGGUGCUCGACGUCAUCCAGCCGGACGCGGCGCUCCAGCAGCUCGAAGAGAAGCACCAUGUCCGAGUCAGAUACCACAAGACCGACGUCACAUCGCGUGAUGAAGUGAUGGAUGCCAUUGCGAAGAUUGAGGAGGAACUCGGAGAAAUCCACAUCAACGUCAACGCCGCCGGCGUCGUAACGGAUGAACCGUUUCUCACAACGUCCGAUCGAAACCUCGAGCGGACCUUUGCUGUCAAUUUCACCGGCUCCUUCCUCGUGGCCCAAGCCUGCGCAAACUCCAUGGUGCGUCGCUGGGAGCGGAACGGCAAGCGCUCGCAACCAGACGAGGGCACAUCUAACGGCUGCAUCGUUUUCAUCACCAGCAUCGCAACGCACAUCGCAAGCUGCGCACAGCAGAUCUCCUGCUACACGGCGUCCAAAGCUGCCGUGCGCGGGCUGGUCAAGCCGCUGGCGAUGGAGCUAUCAAAGUACGGCAUCCGCGUCAAUAGCCUGUCGCCCGGCUAUAUGAUGACGGAUAUGAUGCGGGGAUUGCAGACCCAGCAGCCACAGCUCGUCGCGCAGUUUGAGAAGGAGACCCUGUUUGGCAGGAUUGGGUUUCCGCAUGAGCUGCAGGGUGCUCUGCUGUUCUUGUGCAGUCAAGCGAGUGGCUGGUAUACGGGUCAGGAUCUUCUUGUGGACGGCGGUGCAAGUUUGUGGAAACAUCCGGCGCCUUUGUAA
Coniosporium apollinis CBS 100218 is the source of this 825-nucleotide messenger RNA. RefSeq lists its product as uncharacterized. Gene Ontology annotation, molecular function: oxidoreductase activity, acting on NAD(P)H, oxygen as acceptor. Gene Ontology annotation, cellular component: intracellular anatomical structure. NCBI's taxonomy places the organism in Eukaryota, Fungi, Ascomycota, Dothideomycetes. The coding region runs from base 1 to 825 and encodes 274 amino acids. The transcript has 4 exons. The record is from RefSeq and is a predicted model, not a curated record.